Molecule: messenger RNA, 4708 nt
Organism: Aedes albopictus (Asian tiger mosquito)
Lineage: Eukaryota; Metazoa; Arthropoda; Insecta; Diptera; Culicidae
Exons: 4
Coding region: 560-946 (128 amino acids)
Source: RefSeq, a predicted model, not a curated record
UGGCUGGUCAGCGCUCAGUGCUCACUGCUAGUUAGGUAGAGGUAAUGGCUGUGCGGCACAGUUGCUGGAGGUUUCUUUGCGCGGCUCGGCGGCGGUACUGGUUUCAUCUACAACAUUCGCGCAAACCUUUCAACCGGCAUCAUAAGCCAGCUAGCCAGCCAACCAAUGUCCAAUGAUGAAUGAUGAUGAGGGAGGGGAGCUCUCGGUAACGUGUGCUUGCGUUCGUGGCUCUGAAAUGGCCCUAAAUUUAGCAUUUCAACUGCGUAAGCUCGGUUCAGUUUGUGUUUUGAUCUCAACUUAUUUGCACGUUUGACUUCCGUCGCGCACUGAUUCGGUGACACGAGUUGAUAUCUUGGUUUACUUUUGGUGAAGCAAUCACGCAGCAUUUGAACUGCAAAUUUGCACAGUGUUGCUCCGGAGUUAAGAAGGACUUUUGUGCCCUCUGCUGAAUACACAGUCAAGUGAAAGUUACUCUUUCGUUCCAUUCGAGUACAAACAGGACUCACCGUCGUGUCGUUCUACGAAAAAGAGAAGAUUGGCAGCAACAGAUCCAUUCAUAAUGGCUUUCAACGAUUAUGCUUUCACCGGCUCGAUUAAUUUCCGUCUGACGUGUUUGGCGGUCUUUGUCACAGCGCUGUUGGUCACCCUUCCCGGAUCGUCGCAGGCCGCAAUAAACGAUAAUGAAGCGCAGCAAAUAGACGGGAAAAUUGUUAACCAAGGCGGUGGAUCCGAACAGAAGGCGGAUGGAUCCCGUUCCAGCAUCUUGGACAACAUCUUCAACAUUCCGAUUCAAACGUUGAAGGCAGUGAAUGAUUUGGUGCAGAGUAUCGCCGGUAACCUCCAAGCGGCCGGUUCUGGUAGCUAUUUUCGCAGCAAGAACGAUCUCAACAGGAACAUCAACGUCAACAUCGACGACGAUGACAAAGACAAAAAAGACAAGCAUUGAGUCGCUGCGCUGAAACCCCGAAGGUGGGCGCUGUGCAAUGGAUUAGAAAUAAAUAAUUAUGCACCGGAGGCUUCGGUCAAGGGGUGGUACUUUAGGUUGCAUGAUGGCGAUGAUGACAAAAGAGUUUUGUUUAGUAGCUGUGAUGUAAAGUAGAUAAGGCUUGCUGUAUUUUUACUUGUGAAUAGUUUGUACUUGUUCUAGCUGUAAAUGAAUUACUUUAUCAGUAGAAACAUCUUUACUGCGUUUUAUUGGAAAACUAUUCAAUACAUAUGAAAUAAUUAAAAAUAAUCAGGUUUGAUGUAUUCACUACUGUCAAAGUGAACUCAUUUAUUUCGUACUAAAAAGUGAAAUAUUGUCGUUUUUCAAAAAGAACACUAAAAUCUGAACUAAAUCUGAUCACAUAACGGCAAGCGUUUUGAGCGUUUGAGCAAUCUUACAACUCUGGUUCUCAUACAAAAAAUCUUGAUGUUGACUCCAACAUCCUGCUGGGGUUGAUGAUUUCAAUUUCAGUACAUCAGAGAUGCAUUGUAAUCAUUAGAGUGGCCAGGCCUAGUGUGCAGCGUAAACAAAAUGAACGGAAUUAAUCGGUGCCGUAAUUGCUUGUUCUCAAAUAGGAUGAAUAUGGGAGCGUGAGAUUACUACGGUGAAAAUCGGUGGGGAGACGUUGCUAAGAAGGUAAAUGCCACCCCUUGGUCCUUCCUGGGAUAGAACAUAGAUAUCAGGUAUCAAGAAGCCCUGCAUAAGAGGUAUAAUAUGUACCGAAAAUAUCUGGAGUGUAUUAUGUGCAUAACAUGUGAAUAAUGACAUCAGGUAUAGGUAUAUCAUAGGGGGAUUAGACACUCUAAGCAAAUGAGUAAGUUAUGCCGUUAAAAAAACUUAGCAUAUUAUCAGUUGGCUUAUAACUUUAGCCUGUGUGGAGGUUAGUAGAACAUAAGACUAUCACGCCAAGGACCUGGGAUCGAAUCCCACUCCCGACAUACUCACAAAAUGUGGGUUCUUCCUUCGGAAGGGAAGUAAAGCGUGGGUCCCGAGAUGAACUAGCCUAGGGUUAAAAUUCUCGUUAAUACAGAUAAAAAAAAAUCACAGCGGGUGGAAUGUCUUAAUUGUGAAGAAAUAAUGAAUUGUGAAUCGUUUAUUUUUUAGGGUUCGCAGAAAAGGUACGGGGCAUAUUUUAUGCUAAUUCUUUGAUUACAUCGACCAGGUAAAGUGUAGUACGUAGAUUAAUACUACAGAUUUGAUACUCCAUCUUCGAUGAGUUUGCAUAACUGAAUCGACUACAACAUUAAAAUUGCUGUUUUGAGCAAAUUCUGAGCAAAAAUAAAAUACUUCAUCUGUUGCUGAAUCUGCGUAUACAUGCAGAUAAGGUUUCAAUCCAUAUUUUUAAGGUGGACACACUCAAACGCUUGUAAUACCUUAUUUGCUGCUGUCUCAAAAUUAUAAGAAUUUUACCAUAUGAAAAACAUAUUUUAAUUUCAAUGAUAUUUUGGAGAAAUAUAAAUUAAUGGUACUUUUGAAAAACCCAGAUUAAUCCACCUAGUGGUGAUAGCGCCUUUCUCGUCGAAUAUAUACUCUAAGAUAUUUCCGUCGCCAUAAGCCGAAGUGUUCCUGAAAAAUAUUCUAGAAUGGAACAAAUAUCAUUUUCUUCUUCUGUCACAGUGCUCGUUCGUCAAUGAGGGGGUGGAGUUGAUAAAUAAUAAAUGUAUUUGAUGAAAAAAAUUCUCAAACAAUUAAGAAAAACCGCUCAAUUCAUCGGGUUUGGUAAGAAAUUUUCUGGAGGACUCUUCACCUUAAAAUUUAAAAAAAAUAUUGGUUUAUUCAUUUGUGCCCUUCCUCACAAUGUUGAAUUCCGACCCAAAAUUUCCAAGGGGAGGACCCCUCUUGACUUAAGAGAAAAUCGAAAUUUGUGUCAGUCUUGUUCAGAAAAGCAAGAACCUUAUCAAAGCCAUAAUCGAAUUUGGAAACUUAUUGAUGGCUCAUAUUCCUAUGUUAUGUUAAACGUAUAAGCAGAGCAGGAAAAUAUUAAACCUCUCAGUUGACUGUUUGACCACCUUCACUAGCACUGGAUGCCGAACAUUAUCCAGACAUUUCAGCAUUUUUUUUUCUGCACAGUUUAGCCUUAACUUUAUUAUCAUUGGUUAUACUGCCGUUCUACGCAUGAUUAUCCCAUGUUAUAUGGGAUUCCCAUAUAACAUGGGACAAUUGGGCGUGGAACGGCAGUAUAAGAUUCAUGUAAAAUUUGACAAAAAAGUGCAAGCAAGUAAAAUUUCCUAUAAUAAAAUUUCAAAUUUCAAAUUUCAAAUUUCAAAUUUCAACCGUGUUACAGAGCGCGAUGGCUCAACCAGUUGCAUCAAAAUUGUGCGCAGUUAUUUUUUUUAUUCUUAACCACUUAACCUUUUUUACAGCUCUUUUGUCCACUAGGCACUACGUGAUUGAUUCCAAUUGGCGGCUGCACUUACACUUGUACAGUGCUUAAAUGUAUUCUAUUAUAUUCUUAUUCAACUAUAUCGAACUGGUUUGCCUUUGUGCUGCUUUCACUAUUCUACCCUGCCCUCGGUAGAAUGAUGAGCACGAUGAUGAAAUGAUGUAUGGCUGUUGCUCCUUUUCCAGUCCGAUUGGGAGUCGUCCAUUAUGGGUUGCCGUUCAUCGAUAUCCAAUUAUCCGGGUUCGUUUGAGCUAUGAGAGCUCAGAAGAGGGUCAAAUGCCAGCCGCUCUCGGGGGGAAGAGCAACUGACGAAGUGCCGGGGCUGGGAUCCAACCCAUGACCAUCCGCUUAUGAAGCGAACGUGUAGCCACUGCGCCACGGGCCCCGGCAAUCAAAAGAAAAUUGCUAUAAAAUUAAAAUUUUCCCAUACAACGUUGAUCCAUCCUACUGUAUAAUUACGCCUCAGGAAAAUGGUGGGAUUUGACAAGAUCGCUUAAAUUUUUAUCAAGAUUUUGUUCGUUUACGCAUAUGUAUCGCUUGAAUCGAUUUUGUUUUGUUGUAAUUUCAGCGAUGCAUCUAAUCCUGAUUCUGCAACACUGCCGGUAAUCUUAGGUGUGGUCAGAGCUUGGGUCAAAGACUAUUUUACUGCUACCCGUUUAUCUGGUUAUCGAGCUUCCGGCGGGACACCUGGAACCGGUUCCGGAACACAACCGGUUCAGAUAUGGACUGAAACUAUCUUACUGCUUACCGUUCAUCUGGUUAUCGAAAAAGCCGCUCUUUGAUGUGUUGCAUGCAAAGAUUUGGUUCACUUUUUUAGUUGGCCACUUCCGGCGGGAAACCUGGAACCAGUUCCGGUACACAACCGGUUCAGAUAUGGUCUGAAACUAUUUUCCUGCUUGUCGUUCAUCUUGUUACCGAAAAAGCCGCUGUUCGAUGUGUCGCAUGCAUGGGUUUGGUUCGCUUUUUGAGUUAGCCACUUCCAGCGGGAUACCUGGAAUCGGUUCUAAAACGCUACUGGUUCAAAUAUAGUCUAAAACUACUUUCCUGCUUACCGUUCAUCAGGUUAUUGCAAAAGCCACAGUUGGAUGUGUCGCAUGCCUGGGUUUGGUUGUUUUUUUUAUUUGGCUACUUCCAGCGGAACAGCUGGAACCGGUUCCGGAACACAACCGGUUCAGAUAUGGUCUGAAACUAUUUUGCUGCUUACCGUUCAUCUGGUUAUCGAUACAACCGCUAUUUGGUGUGUCGCAUGCCUGGGUUUGGUUCACUUUUUUAAUUGGCCACUUCCGGCAGGACACCUGGAACCGGUUCCUGAACACAACCGGUUUAGAUAUGGGCUGAAA